GAACACUUCAGUAGCUGCAUCGAUAGCAAAUAAGUAUGACAUAAAAGAUUCACAAAUCAAAUAUGUCAUACAGAAAGUUAACAAUCGAAAGAUUAGAACGUAUACUAGAUUAAGAUGUAAUCUAGUUAAGUGGUCAUCGCGCAUGGCAACUUCUAACAGAAUCCCGAUGGUUUAUAGAAGUAAAUGCUUCCUGUGUGAGGGGCCACUAGAAGAUUUAGAACAUUGUUUGAUAGAUUGUGCUCUCUUAAGUGAGACCAGAAACCAAUAUGCAGAGAAACUGCCAGUCUUACAAUGUUCAAGAACAAGUAACCAAGAUAAAGUAAAGUUUAUUCUUGGUAACAAAGAAGGAUUGAAACACAAUCCAAGUAAAGUUAAUGAACUCUGUACAUGUAUAGAGUUCAUAGACAAAAUGAUUGUUAACAGAGCUAUUCUAAUACAGAAUAAGCUUAAUGAUAUCAAUCACAACAAUUAG
This is a messenger RNA of Vairimorpha ceranae, 472 nucleotides long. RefSeq names its product endonuclease-reverse transcriptase. Lineage: Eukaryota; Fungi; Microsporidia; Nosematidae. The record is from RefSeq and is a predicted model, not a curated record. The transcript has a single exon. The annotation marks the transcript as partial.